UGUCAGCCAAGAUAUCUUCCGCCGAAAUAAUGAGGAUACAGAACUCAUGGAAGGGGCGUGUCGUCUGCUCGUCGAGAACUGCGAUAACUUCCGGGAUUGAAAUGAUACACGAUACACCAACCUUUGGGGGUCUCUCGCAUACUUUCCUGACUUCCUUCCUCGACCAGCUUCUCAAGGCUUCUGUACACAACUUUAACUUCCCUUCAAGCGCAGACCCUAAUCACGCUGGCAUCCACAAUAAUUAUCAAUGAUGCUUUGUGUUGCAAAGUCUCCAUCAGCUCUCGGAUAUCGUUUUCCCAAUAUUAAAUCCAUCCUGAUGGUAUAUGUUGGAAACUAACUUAUCGCAGAAAAACAGCUUGUAUCAUACGUCUGCAGUCAUCUCGUCGCUGGUAGAGACCGCUACGCUGUCACCGAGACUUAAAGGCAGUCGGGAGGACAUCGCAAUGAUCGCCGACCACUUGAAC
This is a messenger RNA of Suillus subaureus, 464 nucleotides long. RefSeq lists its product as uncharacterized. NCBI's taxonomy places the organism in Eukaryota, Fungi, Basidiomycota, Agaricomycetes, Boletales, Suillaceae. Bases 30 to 251 code for a protein of 73 amino acids. The record is from RefSeq and is a predicted model, not a curated record. The transcript is spliced from 6 exons.